UUAGAAGCUGACCUAGGCUGGAUUUCAAGAAAUACCUUUAUGGGGUUUAUAAACAAUAGCUGGCUCCAGCCACCCACUCUUCUUCUAAUAGGCAUUCCUGGACUGGAGGCUGUACAGAUAUGGAUCUCUAUCCCACUAUGUGUCAUGUAUGUAAUUGCCCUCUUAGGGAACUUCACUAUCCUCUUUGUUAUCAAAACCACCUUUAGUCUUCAUGAGCCCCAGUAUAUCUUUCUGUCUAUGUUGGCAGCCACAGAUCUGGGUCUGUCUUUAUCAACUCUACCUACAGUGCUCAAUGUCUUCCUCCUAAAUCAUAGAGAGAUUGAGUUCCACUCUUGCUUAACACAGAUGUUCUUCAUCCAUACCUUCUCCUCCAUGGAGUCAGCCAUCCUACUGGCCAUGGCAUUUGAUCGAUUUGUAGCUAUUCGAAACCCACUACACUACACUGUGGUCUUAACCCCUCCUCGGAUUACUGGGAUGGGACUUGCUGCCUUGGUUAGGGGUGUGGUAUUAAUGGCACCCUUGCCAAUCCUGCUUAAGCGAUUGUCCUUCUGCAAAGAUGUUACUCUAUCUCAUUGUUACUGCUACCACCCUGAUGUUAUGAAGCUGGCUUGCGGUCCUGUCAGAGUCAACAUAAUCUAUGGGUUGUUCCUUGUCCUCUGCUCCUUUGGAGUUGACUUUAUCUUCAUUGUCAUUUCAUACAUCCUGAUUUUGAGAACAGUGCUGGGUAUUGCCUCUGAAGAUGGCCAAUUCAAGGCACUUAACACUUGUGUUUCUCACAUUUUCACUGUAUGCAUUUUUUAUGUGCCACUUAUUGUGCUGGCUCUAAUUCAUAGGUUUGGUACAUUUGCAUCUCCUCUUCUCCAUGUCACCAUGGCCAAUCUCUUCCUCUUCUUGACCCCUGUCCUUAACCCCUUAAUUUAUAGCCUAAAAACUAAACAGAUAAGGUCUGCAGUACACAAGAUAUUUAAGGGCAGGAAAAACUAGUUCAAAUAGUCAAGUAUGGCCUUAGCAAAAACGAUGCCCUGAAUCUCUGUUCCCCCUUUAUCUGUCAGCUUCCCUCUUGGAAAUUUUUCAUCAUUUAAAAGUAUGGUUUUGUGAGAGUUGAGAUAUUUUUUUCUUGUCUGUCAAGAAGAUGAUAGUAUUUUGGUUAUUGUCUUUAUCCAAUUCAUCAUCCACAGUAUUGCAUUAAAGAUCAUCCUGAAAUGAUUUUUAUGUUUCUUCUCUAUUUAAAUAUUUAAGUUUAAGUAGUUAAAUGAUUUACAAUUAAUUAUGUGAUAAAGGUGAAGUUAUUAAAAUGUUUUAGAAAGCUCUUUAUUUGCUUAUUCUUGCUCUUCUCUCCAACCUCAGCUUCAGCUACAGAUUGCCACUUCUCAAAGUAGAUGAUUCAACAUAUUUUUACACAAAUAUACCAGCCUUCAUAUUACUCGAAGUUUUUACUAAUUGCUUCAUUUCAAAUUUCAUCACCAAUCUUACAUAGACAUUUUUUAUUAAGAAUUUUUCUAACAUAUUAGUAGAAUUGGCACUUUCUACUACCCCAUAGAUAAUUUUAUUAUAAUGCAACACUGUUUUACUUACAUCUUCAUGUCUGUCAUCCUCAGUAGAUUAAGAACUGUUGUGAGAAGGCAGUGUGUUGUUUUAUUCUGAAUAUCUGGUAUUCAGUGCCAGAGUAAAUUCUAAUUGUCAUCUGCAAUUAAUGAAUGAAUGUUUAUGGACAUAGUUGAAUUUCACAAUCACAACUCUUGUUACAUGCUAAUAUAACUACUGUUAAAUGACAAUCAAAGAUCAUUAUUAUCUUUGCCAUUGCAUCUUCAGGGCUUUAUGAAAUAUAUGUAAGAUUGUGUACAAUAAAUACAUAUUGAUGAAUAAAUGGAUAAAUUAAUAAAUACAUCAACUGAGAGAUAACACUGGUUUGUACCUAUAACAGUGUGCUUUUGCACAUUAAAAUGUAACUAAAAUAAACAAGGGAAAUUUUUAAAUACUUUAUUCUUGAUAAAAGAGAGUUAUUUAAUAUCUAUCUAAAACUCUAAACUUUAUAUUACUAAAGUUAACCUUUCUUAAAUCAAAGGAGGUGUUU
This is a messenger RNA of Phyllostomus discolor (pale spear-nosed bat), 2074 nucleotides long. RefSeq names its product olfactory receptor 51A4-like. The transcript has a single exon. The record is from RefSeq and is a predicted model, not a curated record. Gene Ontology annotation, biological process: G protein-coupled receptor signaling pathway. Gene Ontology annotation, molecular function: olfactory receptor activity; G protein-coupled receptor activity. Gene Ontology annotation, cellular component: membrane. The coding region runs from base 40 to 984 and encodes 314 amino acids. Lineage: Eukaryota; Metazoa; Chordata; Mammalia; Chiroptera; Phyllostomidae.